This is a messenger RNA of Peromyscus leucopus (white-footed mouse), 1119 nucleotides long. RefSeq names its product olfactory receptor 502-like. The record is from RefSeq and is a predicted model, not a curated record. The coding region runs from base 148 to 1119 and encodes 323 amino acids. Gene Ontology annotation, cellular component: membrane. Gene Ontology annotation, biological process: sensory perception of smell; G protein-coupled receptor signaling pathway. NCBI's taxonomy places the organism in Eukaryota, Metazoa, Chordata, Mammalia, Rodentia, Cricetidae. The transcript has a single exon. Gene Ontology annotation, molecular function: olfactory receptor activity; G protein-coupled receptor activity; odorant binding.
CAUCCAUUGUUGGUCCAAUGUUCUGAAUAAUAUAUUAAUUUGUAAUGUUCUCCAUGCUUGUAUUAAAUGAAAUAAAGUGACCUAUUAAUAAAUCCCUUCCUGUAAUAUAUCCAUCACUUCUUGGUCUGGCAGCAGCUACAUUGUACCAUGGCUUUCUUGGAGGAUGGGAACCACACUGCAGUGACAGAGUUCAUUUUAUUGGGCUUGACAGAUGACCCAGUCCUUAGAGUUGUCCUCUUCAUCAUCAUCCUAUGCCUCUACCUGGUGACUGUGUCUGGGAACCUCAGCACCAUCCUUCUCAUCAGAGUCUCUUCUCAGCUCCAUCACCCCAUGUACUUUUUUCUCAGUCACUUGGCUUCUGUUGACAUAGGCAUCUCAUCUUCUGUCACACUCAAUAUGCUUGCCAAUUUCCUGGUAAGUAAAAAUACUAUCUCUUACCUUGGAUGUGGCAUCCAACUCGGCUCAGCUGCAUUCUUUGGAUCUGCUGAAUGCUUCUUUCUAGCUGCCAUGGCUUAUGACCGCUUCAUAGCAAUCUGCAACCCACUGCUUUAUUCAACAAAAAUGUCCACUCAAGUCUGCAGUCAGUUGGUUGUAGGAUCUUAUAUAGGAAGUUUUCUUAAUGCUUCCUUCUACACCAUUUCCUUCUUUUCUUUUAUCUUCUGUGGGCCAAAUAGAAUCAAUCAUUUUUUCUGUGAUUUAGCUCCUUUGAUGGAACUCUCCUGUUCUAAUGUCAGUGUCUCUGGAGUUGUUAUCUCAUUUUCUGCUGGCUCAGUCAUUAUAACUACACUGUUAAUUAUAGCAGUAUCAUAUUUCUAUAUCUUUGUCACCAUCCUGAAGAUGCGCUCCACUGAGGGCUGCCAGAAAGCCUUCUCCACCUGCACAUCCCACCUCACUGCAGUCACUCUCUACUAUGGAACCAUCGCAUUCAUCUAUGUAAUGCCCAAGUCCAGCUACUCCAGAGACCAGAACAAGGUAGUGUCUUUGUUCUACAUGGUGGUGAUACCCAUGUUGAAUCCCCUCAUCUACAGCCUCAGGAAUAAUGAGAUUAAGGGUGCUCUGAAAAAACAAAUUUAUAAGCAAACAUUUUUAAAGAAUAAUCAGUUGUUUUGUAAAACUUAA